AUGGCCACAUACAAAUUAUCAAGUGAAUCCUUCAUGUCAUUCAUGCUCUUCAUCUCUUUCACAUCUCUUAUCUCACUUUGUCUUCUUUCGGAGGCUUGUCAUGUGGUGGACAAAGAAGCACUGCUACAAUUCAAGAGCAGAAUUAGCCAGGACCCUUCAAACAUUCUGGGUUCUUGGACAUCUUCCUCUCACUGUUGUCAUGAUUGGGAAGGCAUCACAUGUGAUUCCACAGGCAGGGUUAUUAAUGUCACUCGUACUGGCAUGUUUUAUGAGCAUGGCUUUCCCCUAGUAACAUCCAUGUCGGGAACAUUAUCACCUUAUCUUGGAAACUUAGCAUAUCUACAAAUUUUGGACCUCAGAGGUCUGCAGGAGUUGCAUGGUGGUAUACCAGAAGAAUUCAAUAAGCUUUCCAAGCUUGAAACAUUGUACCUUGACAGAAAUCAGUUAUCUGGCAAUGUUCCUUCAUCUCUGUUUGGAUCUAUGAAGUCUCUUUCAGGACUUGGUCUGUCUGAGAAUAAACUUUCUGGUUCUAUUCCAUCUUCUAUUGGAAGCUUGACAUCUCUCACAAACAUUGAUCUUCAUCAAAACAAAUUUGGUGGUAGUAUUCCUGCAAGCAUUGGAAAUCUUAGAAAUCUCAAAGAAUUAGAUCUCUCUGGUAAUCAGAUUAGAGGAAGUAUUCCUGAAUCAAUUGGUAGUCUUUCACAAUUAGGUACAUUGGAUCUUAUGCAAAACAAGAUUACAGGAAGCCUUCCUAAUUCAAUUGGGGGCCUUAGUUCUCUAACGUUUUGCAGGAUAUCAGAAAACAUGCUAACAGGCAUUUUACCUUCUUCCAUUGGAAAGCUCAGGAAUUUACAAACCUUAAAUCUUCAGAACAACAAAAUCACUGGGAGGUUACCUUCUGAAAUUGGCCAUCUAACCGGUUUAAUUGACUUAUUUCUUUCAAAUAACAAAUUUGCAGGCGGAUUUCCACGUACCAUAGGCUAUUUAAUCAACCUGGAAACAAUAUAUUUGUCAGGAAACCAACUUUCUGGGAAUAUAUCUGAAGAGCUUGGUGAUGCUAAAGCUUUAGAAAAGAUUUAUCUUUCAAAUAACAAGUUAAGUGGCAACAUACCAGAAAAGGUCAUAAAUUUGAAGAGCCUAUUGGAGUUUGAUGUUUCAUGGAACUCACUUACAGGAAGUAUCCCUCCGCAUAAGGCCAUUAUCGACACGUCAGCUUUUGUGGGUAAUCCUGGACUAAUUAUGGUUCGUCCAAGAGGGACUCCUGAUCCUCCAGUUGACCAGGAAGAUCCUACUUUAGCAGUUAUGGCUAGGCCACUAGUAAAUUGUCGAGGGAGUACUUCGCAGCCGGAUCCUAUGUUGACGGCUCUUACUGCAUUGCAGCAGACUAUGGCUGCAACAAGACAGCAGGAACUUGAAUUAAUAAUGAAAGCUAAUCAAGAUAUGUUGACAGUAAAUAGAUUGGCAAAUGUUGAAAUGAUGAGAUUACUUUUAGCCGAGGUGAGGGCUGGUGGGCAAGGAAACUCUUCUAACACUUUUAUUGCACUUAUCAAGAAGUGUAAACAUAUCCAAGAGUAUUAUCGAAAAAAGAACAAGGACCAAGUUGCUCUUAAUCCUGGUCCUAAAAACACUACCGGGGGUUCUAAAGGUAAAGGUUUGCAGGUAAAACAGUUAGAUGGCAAAUUCAAAAAGGCUGGAAAUUCUAAGUCCGGCAAUUUUAAAGUUGUUGCUCAGUGCGCUACUUGUGGUAAGCCUCAUUCUAGGGCUAUUCCGGCUCCUAUUGUGGUUGAGGAACCAUCUCUACCUCUUCUACCUCUCGUUGCCCGAGUGUAUGCAGUGACUCAGCAAGAGGCUGAGAGGUCCGCUAGUUUGGUGUGA
This is a messenger RNA of Gastrolobium bilobum, 1875 nucleotides long. RefSeq names its product probable leucine-rich repeat receptor-like protein kinase At1g35710. Lineage: Eukaryota; Viridiplantae; Streptophyta; Magnoliopsida; Fabales; Fabaceae. The coding region runs from base 1 to 1875 and encodes 624 amino acids. Gene Ontology annotation, cellular component: plasma membrane. The transcript has 5 exons. The record is from RefSeq and is a predicted model, not a curated record. Gene Ontology annotation, molecular function: protein binding.